ACCGCAACCUCCUUAUCACCGUCGCCUCGCCCAUCAAUCCGCCGUCCGCAACAUGCGCAAGCCCGCCGUCUAAACUGAGGUCCGAUGGCGUCCCAGGCGACGCUGACUCCCCGCAACAAUGUAUAACCGCGACUCCAAGAUCAUGCGCAAGCUCCUCGGCAAGGCGGCGCCCGAAACCCCCACCGGCGACCCGAACCACUCCAUCACCAGCGCGCCCGCGUCCUCGGCCACCGCAACCUAUCGCCCUUCGAAGUCGCAGGACGGCGUCUACCGAGCCGGCGUUCCUAUACUCAGCCUUGAUGUCUCCCCCGAUCGCCGGGCCGCCGUCUUGGGCGGCGCACAUAUCCUCAAGACGGUGGUGCUGGACGACCCGCAGAGCUUCAACUUCAACUUCCACGAGGGAGUCGAUCUGCGGGCCGUCAUUACCGCGCAGAUAUCUGGUCCAAAGGGGAACUCGACAGCUGACCAGCUCAGUAUUCGCGACGUGAAAUGGCACGGCCACUCGACCAUAUUUACGGCAUGCGCCAACGGCAAGAUCUUCACCUACGACGUCUCCCGCGUCGGGUCUGGGGCAGCCGAACCAUUGGAAUACAUCCAGAUGCAAGAAGACUCUCGGCAAAUCACGACACUCGACGUCAAUCCACAUCUCAAGAGCUGGCUUCUCUCCGGCAGUCAAGACGGAAUCGCCCGCGUUUUCGACACCUCGGCACCUUUGCAAGGCCGGUCUGGCGGCAUCACCUUUCGACAACGGUUCGCGCCCCUCAAAUGCAUCGAUCCGAUUAGACAGGUCAAGUGGUCGCCCAAGGUUGGGCAUGAGAUGGCCUGUUGCACUGAAGGAGGGGUGGUGCUGAAGUGGGAUGUCCGGCAGCCCACCAGGCCAGUGCUACGGAUCAACGCGCAUGAAAAGGCAUGCGCAUCGAUCUCAUGGCAUCCAGAUGGGAACCACCUCAUAAGCGCGGGCUGGGAUACCAAACUUCACGUAUGGGACCUUGGAACCACCGCCGACAAACGCCAGAAGCCGAAGUACACAGUGUCGACUCCCGCACCCGUCUUCGCCAUAGCUUGGAGACCUGGUCUCUGGUCGGCGACGGCCCAGAGCAAACGCGUCGCUCAGGUCGCAGUAUCAUACGACGAUAGCAGUUCUCGAAGGUAUGGAACCUCGGCGGUGCAUAUCUGGGACCUUGCGCGACCGACGAUGCCCUACAAGGAAAUUGAACGGUUCGAAUCCUCACCAGCUGCCUUGCUUUGGCAGGAUCAAGAUAUGCUCUGGACGGUGGGUCAGGAUGGCCAGUUCACUCAGUGCGAUGUCGCAUUUGCACCAAAGGUCAUUGAUCGCCAGUCUACGUCAUCCAUGGCCUUUUCUCCCAAAGGCGAUGUUCUCAUGUUCCUAGAUGAACGACCGAGUUCGCAGCGACCACGACCUCCAGUCAGCCACCAUGCCGAUAUCGUUCCCCGAACCCCAUAUGGAUCAAGCCCCAAUAACCAGAUGCUGAGCAUCAGCCGAAGCGACUCCGAGGAGGACGUCGUAGGUAGUUUCCUCGGUCCCCGACGACGACAUAGCCGUAAGCGGACAGGGAGAUCGGGCCCUCCAAUGAGCACUACUCCUCCGUCCAGUUCGAGUAUGCCCGAUGACCAUAAACUCAUUCUAGGGCUCGACCAGGCAAUUAAAGUAACCGGCAUGUUCAAGUCACAGCAAACAAUGGCGUCAGGGCACGUUCCCAGCACCAGGACAACGCAAGUUUACCAGUAUCUCUCGAGUAUUUACCUCGAAACGCUCCAGCGCGAGCUCCCAUACGUUAAGAAGGGCAAGGCCCUCGACAAACGAGUUGCUGCCAUAAUGGAAAAGUACGCCAACGCAGCUCAGAGUGUCAGCCUCUUCCGACUUUCUCAAACUUGGCGCAUUCUAUCGUAUGCGGUCGGGCUGCUUCUUGAGAGGCGUGCCCAAUACCACCUUGAAGUGCGUCUCGGCCAGUUCCAGAAGCUCAAGAUGGACGAAAAGAAGGGCAGUGGUAGGCUGAAGCCAGUGGACCUUUAUUCUUCUGUUCGAAGCUACGGUGAGGACACCCCGAGGCGGCUGUCUACUCAAUCAACUGUACCCAUAGGCCGGUCCAUGUCGAGUCGAUCACUUCUAUCCGAGGGGAUCGAAAGCACCUCCAACGUCCCAACCCCUCUUGCACGGCCAGCGGACCGCAAUUACGAAACAUACGAGCACUCUCAACAAAUCGGGAGAAAGCUGGCGGCAGUGAUGGAGCCUGACGAGCUUAGCUUGGGACCAGCGGUGCAAGAUCAUCUUGACGACACCCCCCGGAAACGUCUUGACUCUGUUCCCGUCUCCGAAGUGAGCCAUGAUAGUGAGCGCUCACACAUCUCCAGCACCGAAGGUUACGACUUCUACGAUGCGGAAGCAUUGGUCCAGGCUAUGGAUGUCCCCAUGCCCCAGACGGAGCCGCUAACCCUCGACUACACUGGCCUCCAACGUGCUGACAAUAGGAAAGUCGUUAGGCACGAUUCCGAUGAGAGUUUUGUUCAGAUGUUUUCCACGUCGGAUGCGACCAAACCAACGCCGACUGCCUCAGUAACCAACGGCAACGGAACUUGGAGGUCGAGCCUGGCCAGGCACGCGUCCGACAUGUCCACGCAAAGUCAAGAAUUCCAGAGCCGGAUCCGCGGGGAGACGUUGAAAACUACGGAAACCAAGGACCCGCCGAAUCGUCGUAAAUCCCGAGCGAACGAAUCACCGGAGGAAGUGUUUCUGAUCUCGCAGACGACAAUUGGGACCGACGACAGUUUUCCAUCUCAGACAUCCGAGCCCUCACAGCCCGAGUCAGAAUUCCCAGUCAAGACAGAUGCCCCAUCAAUGCUGCCGCAGAUAUCGGAACAGCCGGCUCAGCAACACCCAGCCAUUAUCACGCCUUCGAGCCAACCCGGCCGGACUCCCAGCCCUGUCAAAGGACCAUCUCCGGCCCAGCAAGACAUUCGGCCCUAUAUCCUUGAAUCUGACUAUCUACCGUGGGAAGAGGACCCUCUAUAUCCCCAUCCAACAGUCUCCGACGGGCCAAUACCCAUGAUAUCGCCCCUUGACCCCUACUCUCUCAUCACCAGGGCUCUGGACUACGAGUCCCAGAGUUCUGCUCUGAACGCCUCGGCAAUUAUCUUGUUGCUGAAACCUCUUGUGCCAGACUAUGUCAUCGACUAUCAUCAAGCCAGUGCCAUCCUCCGGCAACACCACUCGCGCCUCAUGCACAUGAGUCUCUUUAUCGAGGCAUCGCUCCUCCGUAACCUCUGCAUUCGAGGCUGGCCCGAAGGGUUGCCUGAAUGGGGCGAAAACUACACUGCCAUCUUCACGCCUGCUCAACAGGGCGUCAAGGUUAGCUUCUUCUGUGCUUCCUGCCGAAAACCAAGGGAGAUCGAUCCCAAGGGUGGCAAGGCAGCAAUCUGGAUGUGCGAUCGCUGCAAGACGGCCAUGGCUCCUUGCGCUAUCUGUGGGGACCGGGAUCUGGCGCAGGCCAGUUACGUCCCCGCGGAUAUCACCAAGGCAAUGGACACGCCGGAUACAUGCCUGUCGGAGUGGUGGUACUGUCCCGGCUGCGCCCACGGCGGACAUGCUUCCUGUCUCCAGGCCUGGCACGCUCCUCUCGGUUCCCCAGACAGUUCCAACGGAUCAACCACCUUUAGCGAUGGCUGCUGUCCCCUCGACGGCUGCGGCCACGCUUGUCUGCCGGGCAAAUACCGCGCCGAGACGACGACGGCUCGAUCCGACGAGCUCGGCCGCGCCACCGUCGAGAAGUCGCGCGCGCGAGAGGACCGCGCAAAUAGCAGCAGCCGGCGGUCGAGUCCGCGCCCUGGGCUGGACCGGGCUGUAAGAAGCGACACCAACGACAUCCCGCAGAGCCGGGCGGUCGGCAUGGCGCGAGAGGCUCUCAACAAGGGCAGCGGUGGCAUCCUGAGCUCCAGCCCAAACAGGCCUCUCGUCACGGGAGAACGGGAGAGGCGAAAGAGCGUCAAGUUCGCGGGGCCGGACAAGUGAACGAAGGUCGCAUUUUGGAUUGUCAUAGCAUUUGGACUAUUUAUUUUGGAUUUACGGCGGCGCAAGGUUUGACAUUUCCGUCAUUGCACGUGUAUGGUUGGGUAGGAUACUCGAUACACCAUUUAUUAGCAUAAUACGAUCACCGUUUCAAUACCCGAUGGAC
Messenger RNA from Ilyonectria robusta, 4190 nucleotides. RefSeq lists its product as uncharacterized. Bases 119 to 4027 code for a protein of 1302 amino acids. The transcript has a single exon. The record is from RefSeq and is a predicted model, not a curated record. Gene Ontology annotation, molecular function: protein binding. NCBI's taxonomy places the organism in Eukaryota, Fungi, Ascomycota, Sordariomycetes, Hypocreales, Nectriaceae. Gene Ontology annotation, biological process: positive regulation of TOR signaling.